This is a messenger RNA of Hypanus sabinus (Atlantic stingray), 4150 nucleotides long. RefSeq names its product deleted in malignant brain tumors 1 protein-like. NCBI's taxonomy places the organism in Eukaryota, Metazoa, Chordata, Chondrichthyes, Myliobatiformes, Dasyatidae. Bases 303 to 3572 code for a protein of 1089 amino acids. Gene Ontology annotation, cellular component: membrane. The transcript has 14 exons. The record is from RefSeq and is a predicted model, not a curated record.
UGGUCUGCAGGAUUUUGAACUGUGGGACAUCUGAGUCGGUAACAACAGAUGCCUCCUACGGAGAGGGCACUGGGAAGAUCUGGCUGGAUGGGGUGAAGUGUAAUGGGACAGAGCCUGCUCUCGACCAGUGCCCUGCCAGCCCAUGGGGGCUGAAUAACUGCUCCCACACAGAGGACGCUGGAGUCUCCUGCACAGGCCCGGUCCCCGUCCGGCUGGUGAACGGGAACAACAUUUGCUCUGGGAGAGUCGAGGUCUAUCAUAACUCUACCUGGGGCACCGUCUGUGGCAGGAGCUGGAAUAAGAUGGCGGCAGACGUGGUCUGCAGGAUUUUGAACUGUGGGACAUCUGAGUCGGUAACAACAGAUGCCUCCUACGGAGAGGGCACUGGGAAGAUCUGGCUGGAUGGGGUGAAGUGUAAUGGGACAGAGCCUGCUCUCGACCAGUGCCCUGCCAGCCCAUGGGGGGUGAAUAACUGCUCCCACGCACAGGACGCUGGAGUCUCCUGCACAGGCCCGGUCCCCGUCCGGCUGGUGAACGGGAACAACAUGUGCUCUGGGAGAGUCGAGGUCUAUCAUAACUCUGCCUGGGGCACCGUCUGUGGCAGGAGCUGGAAUAGGAGUGAGGCGGACUUGGUCUGCAGGGUGUUGAACUGUGGGACAUCUGAGUCGGUAACAACAGAAGCCUCCUACGGAGAGGGCACUGGGAAGAUCUGGCUGGAUGGGGUGAAGUGUAAUGGGACAGAGCCUGCUCUCGACCAGUGCCCGGCCAGCCCAUGGGGGGUGAAUAACUGCUCCCACGCACAGGACGCUGGAGUCUCCUGCACAGGCCCGGUCCCCGUCCGGCUGGUGAACGGGAACAACAUGUGCUCUGGAAGAGUCGAGGUCUAUCAUAACUCUACCUGGGGCACCGUCUGUGGCAGGAGCUGGAAUAAGAUGGCGGCAGACGUGGUCUGCAGGAUUUUGAACUGUGGGACAUCUGAGUCGGUAACAACAGAUGCCUCCUACGGAGAGGGCACUGGGAAGAUCUGGCUGGAUGGGGUGAAGUGUAAGGGGACAGAGCCUGCUCUCGACCAGUGCCCGGCCAGCCCAUGGGGGGUGAAUAACUGCUCCCACGCAGAGGACGCUGGAGUCUCCUGCACAGGCCCGGUCCCCGUCCGGCUGGUGAACGGGAACAACAUGUGCUCUGGGAGAGUCGAGGUCUAUCAUAACUCUGCCUGGGGCACCGUCUGUGGCAGGAGCUGGAAUAGGAGUGAGGCGGACUUGGUCUGCAGGGUGUUGAACUGUGGGACAUCUGAGUCGGUAACAACAGAAGCCUCCUACGGAGAGGGCACUGGGAAGAUCUGGCUGGAUGGGGUGAAGUGUAAUGGGACAGAGCCUGCUCUCGACCAGUGCCCGGCCAGCCCAUGGGGGGUGAAUAACUGCUCCCACGCACAGGACGCUGGAGUCUCCUGCACAGGCCCGGUCCCCGUCCGGCUGGUGAACGGGAACAACAUGUGCUCUGGGAGAGUCGAGGUCUACCAUAACUCUACCUGGGGCACCGUCUGUGGCAGGAGCUGGAAUAAGAUGGCGGCAGACGUGGUCUGCAGGAUUUUGAACUGUGGGACAUCUGAGUCGGUAACAACAGAUGCCUCCUACGGAGAGGGCACUGGGAAGAUCUGGCUGGAUGGGGUGAAGUGUAAGGGGACAGAGCCUGCUCUCGACCAGUGCCCUGCCAGCCCAUGGGGGGUGAAUAACUGCUCCCACGCACAGGACGCUGGAGUCUCCUGCACAGGCCCGGUCCCCGUCCGGCUGGUGAACGGGAACAACAUGUGCUCUGGGAGAGUCGAGGUCUAUCAUAACUCUGCCUGGGGCACCGUCUGUGGCAGGAGCUGGAAUAGGAGUGAGGCGGACUUGGUCUGCAGGGUGUUGAACUGUGGGACAUCUGAGUCGGUAACAACAGAAGCCUCCUACGGAGAGGGCACUGGGAAGAUCUGGCUGGAUGGGGUGAAGUGUAAUGGGACAGAGCCUGCUCUCGACCAGUGCCCGGCCAGCCCAUGGGGGGUGAAUAACUGCUCCCACGCACAGGACGCUGGAGUCUCCUGCACAGGCCCGGUCCCCGUCCGGCUGGUGAACGGGAACAACAUGUGCUCUGGGAGAGUCGAGGUCUACCAUAACUCUACCUGGGGCACCGUCUGUGGCAGGAGCUGGAAUAAGAUGGCGGCAGACGUGGUCUGCAGGAUUUUGAACUGUGGGACAUCUGAGUCGGUAACAACAGAUGCCUCCUACGGAGAGGGCACUGGGAAGAUCUGGCUGGAUGGGGUGAAGUGUAAGGGGACAGAGCCUGCUCUCGACCAGUGCCCUGCCAGCCCAUGGGGGGUGAAUAACUGCUCCCACGCACAGGACGCUGGAGUCUCCUGCACAGGCCCGGUCCCCGUCCGGCUGGUGAACGGGAACAACAUGUGCUCUGGGAGAGUCGAGGUCUAUCAUAACUCUGCCUGGGGCACCGUCUGUGGCAGGAGCUGGAAUAGGAGUGAGGCGGACUUGGUCUGCAGGGUGUUGAACUGUGGGACAUCUGAGUCGGUAACAACAGAAGCCUCCUACGGAGAGGGCACUGGGAAGAUCUGGCUGGAUGGGGUGAAGUGUAAUGGGACAGAGCCUGCUCUCGACCAGUGCCCGGCCAGCCCAUGGGGGGUGAAUAACUGCUCCCACGCACAGGACGCUGGAGUCUCCUGCACAGGCCCGGUCCCCGUCCGGCUGGUGAACGGGAACAACAUGUGCUCUGGGAGAGUCGAGGUCUAUCAUAACUCUACCUGGGGCACCGUCUGUGGCAGGAACUGGAAUGCAAUGGCAGCGGACGUGGUCUGCAAGGUGUUGAACUGUGGGACAUCUGAGGCGGUAACAUCAGGUGCCUCCUACGGAGAGGGCACUGGGAAGAUCUGGCUGGAUGGGGUGAAGUGUAAGGGGACAGAGCCUGCUCUCGACCAGUGCCCUGCCAGCCCAUGGGGGGUGAAUAACUGCUCCCACGCAGAGGACGCUGGAGUCUCCUGCACAGGCCCGGUCCCCGUCCGGCUGGUGAACGGGAACAACAUGUGCUCUGGGAGAGUCGAGGUCUAUCAUAACUCUACCUGGGGCACCGUCUGUGGCAGGAGCUGGAAUAGGAGUGAAGCGGACUUGGUCUGCAGGAUUUUGAACUGUGGGACAUCUGAGUCGGUAACAACAGAUGCCUCCUACGGAGAGGGCACUGGGAAGAUCUGGCUGGAUGGGGUGAAGUGUAACGGGACAGAGCCUGCUCUCGACCAGUGCCCUGCCAGCCCAUGGGGGGUGAAUAACUGCUCCCACGCAGAGGACGCUGGAGUCUCCUGCACAGGUCGUAUCAGGAACCACCUCCAGAAAACCUGCCUGAGCGAUCAAGACCUCCAGAAAACACGAAUUGCCGGAGAGGUUACAUUUACCCUGAUCGGCAGCGAACUUUGUCCGGCUGAUGAGGCAGUCACAAAAGCUUUGGAGAAGCUGAUUGAGAUGCUGCUCUCGUCCUUCGCAGGAAACAACGUCCUGGACGUCCAUGUCAGUUCGCAAGAGAACAGUACGACCUGAGCUGAUCUCUGUACGCCCUGCUGGACAGAUUGAACCCUCUCACCCACCAUUCCCCAUGAAUUAACACCAACACACACACACACUCAUCCUCUACAGGGAGUUAGGAAGGAAGUUGAGAAGCAGGACCUCAAGGGUGGUAAUCUCAAGGUUGCUGCCUGUGCCACACGACAGCGAGGAUAGGAAUAGAAUGAGGUGGCAGAUAAAUGCAUGGCUGAAGAACUGGAGCAGGGGCAGGGAUUCAGAUUUCUGAAUCAGUGGGAGCUGUUCUGGGACAGGUGGGACCUGUACCAAAGGACAGGUUGCAUUUAACCACAUAACAAUUACACCACAGAAACAGGCCGCCUCGGCCCUUCUAGUCUGUGCCGAACUCUUACUCUCACCUAGUCCCACCGACCUGCACUCAGCCCAUAACCCUCCAUUCCUUUCCUGUCCAUAUACCUAUCCAAUUUUUUUUUAAAUGACAAGUGUUUGAAUCCUUGUGGGCAGGUUUACUGGAGCUAGGAGAGGGGGAUGGGAGCCAGUGUGAUCGAGCUGAGGAUGAACCAGCAGGUUUACUGGAGCUAGGAGAGGGGGAUGGG